Messenger RNA from Aspergillus heteromorphus CBS 117.55, 873 nucleotides. Its product is annotated as sucrase/ferredoxin-like domain-containing protein. Lineage: Eukaryota; Fungi; Ascomycota; Eurotiomycetes; Eurotiales; Aspergillaceae. The record is from RefSeq and is a predicted model, not a curated record. Bases 1 to 873 code for a protein of 290 amino acids. The transcript has 2 exons.
AUGCCCGCGCCCAUCGACCACGAUCAGCCGCUGAACGGAACGAUGGCCGCCUACGCGCAACAGCUUCUCAUCUGCACCGGCCAAAAAGACUGGACAAGUCGCAUAGAGGAGGAUGGACAAGGUCAAAGCUGGGGAGAUCUGGUCCGGGGGUUGAAAGGCCUACUGGGCCGCGGGGGGGAAUACGCUGAUCCUUUCAACAACAUCCUCAUCACCAACUCCUCGUUCACGCCCUCCGCCUCCUCAUCCACUACAUCGCAAACUGCCUCCGCCUUCCUCUUCCCCAGCUUCAAAUACUUCCCCUCCGUCCCCGUCCCUCCCUCGUCAUCCGCACCCGCGCCCGCAAACAGCACCACCACCGACCUCUCCACCUUCGUCCGCGCAUUCCUCCUCCCGCGCGAAUCCCGCCACGGUGGAAAAACCCGCGAACAAGACCUAGCCACCCAGUUCCCCGACGCCAUCGAUCUGCAGCAUUCGCCCGUCGUGUUGAUCUGCGGGCACGGCGGCCGCGACAUGCGCUGCGGCGUGAUGGCCCCGGUUCUAGAGCAGGAGUUUACGCGAGUCCUCCAGUCGAAAGGAUAUACGAGCGACAGCACCAACCCUAGUGCCAUCGACAGCCCCGACCGCGCCCACGUCGGACUGAUCAGCCAUGUCGGGGGCCACAAAUACGCAGGGAAUGUCAUUGUGUAUAUUCCCCCGGGCAUGAAGGUCGAGGGCGGGGACCCGCAUCCCCUCGCGGGCAAGGGCAUCUGGUAUGGUCGGAUAGAGCCCCGACAUGUGCAGGGUGUCGUGGAAGAGACGAUUUUGGGAGGAAGGGUCAUCGCGGAUCAUUUCCGGGGUGGGAUUGAUUCGGAGAGUGGGAUUUUGCGGCUGUAG